AUGAGAAACUGGUAUCGACAUGGGCGGCCACUCCGCAUGGCCAUCUCGACUUGCUGUCUAGCAGCAUUUCUUUUCUUCGGCUUUGAUCAGGGUGUCUUUUCCGGCAUUCUCCAAAAUGAAGACUGGCUGAACCGAUUUAAUCACCCAAAUGAUACUGAGACCGGUAUACUGGUUAGCUGCUAUUGUCUUGGAGCAUUGGGAGGCUGCAUUGUCAACUUCUUCAUUGGAGAUUGGCUUGGACGUCGUCGGAUGAUGUGGGUUGCUAUGGGCCUGGUCCUUGUGGGCGCGAGUCUGCAGACAUCCGCAUACACAGUGCCUCAUCUCAUCAUUGGGCGGGUCAUCACUGGCUUUGGAACGGGCAUCGAUAGCUCCACAGUGCCAAUGUAUCAAUCAGAGCUCUGUAGGAAAGAGUAUCGCGGUCGUCUUGUUUCGACGGAAGUUCUGUUCAUCGGUAUUGGGAUUUCAUUUGCAUACUGGCUUGAUUUCGGCAUGUCCUACGCAGGUGGAGCCAUCGCAUGGAGGUUACCCAUCGCGGUUCAGUUGAUUUUCGCCAUCACUGUUAUCAUUCUCCUAUUUGGUCUUCCCGAAUCACCAAGAUGGCUGUUCAAGAGAGGCCGUGAGGAGGAAGGGAUCGAAGUUCUUUGUGCCGUUUUCGAUCUUCCCCGAGAUGAUCCUUACAUAGUCUCUGAGGUUCGAGCCAUAAAGCACGCCGUCGCUGUUGAAUCUGGAGUGCGCAGUCAUCGAGCACUGUUCAAGAGCGACAAGUUGAAGACUCGACGGAGGAUUGCCCUCGCAUAUUUCGGUCUAUUCAUGAAUCAAAUGGUUGGAAUCAACUUGGUUGUCUACUAUUCACCAACUCUUCUUGUCCAAAGCAUUGGCAUGGUACCACGCACAGCGCAGAUUGUUGCCGGAUUCAUCCAACUCAUGUUCAUCAUCGGUUGUCUUGUCCCUGCGUUCGCUCUUGACCGGAUGGGAAGACGAAAGACAAUGUUCUACGGUGUUAUCGGUCUUGGAAUCUGCAUGAUGAUGGCGUCCAUUCUGUUGAGCGUUGGCAAGAAGAAUACAUCUAGCGCCGCUGUAGCAUUUUUCUUCCUUUACAUGUUGAUAUUCGGAGGAACAAUCAAUGUUGUACCGUGGGUAUAUGGACCAGAAAUCCUCCCCCUCGAGGCUCGCUCUCGAGGCACCGCAAUUUCGGUGUCAUCACACUGGCUAUGGAACUUUUUCGUUGUUAUGAUCACCCCCGUCUGUCUGAACCGUUUGGAAUGGAAGACAUAUCUGAUUUUCAUGGCUCUUGCGUUCGCCUUCGCACCGAUCAUAUAUUUCUUCUACCCGGAGACGUCCAACAUCUCGCUCGAAGACAUCGACAAAAUCUUCAUGAAGGACGGCGACGAUUAUAGCAGUGACCGGUCUUCGACGAUCGCCGACACCGAGUCGGCGGAGAUGAGAAUGAGAGAUGUGCAGAGCAAUGAAAAGACUGAACAGAGGCAGGUGGAGCAAGUCUAG
This is a messenger RNA of Exophiala bonariae, 1503 nucleotides long. RefSeq lists its product as uncharacterized. The coding region runs from base 1 to 1503 and encodes 500 amino acids. Gene Ontology annotation, molecular function: carbohydrate:proton symporter activity. The record is from RefSeq and is a predicted model, not a curated record. NCBI's taxonomy places the organism in Eukaryota, Fungi, Ascomycota, Eurotiomycetes, Chaetothyriales, Herpotrichiellaceae. The transcript is spliced from 12 exons. Gene Ontology annotation, biological process: carbohydrate transport; transmembrane transport. Gene Ontology annotation, cellular component: membrane.